Molecule: messenger RNA, 4351 nt
Organism: Anoplophora glabripennis (Asian longhorned beetle)
Lineage: Eukaryota; Metazoa; Arthropoda; Insecta; Coleoptera; Cerambycidae
Gene: ry
Product: xanthine dehydrogenase
Exons: 11
Coding region: 72-4133 (1353 amino acids)
Molecular function (GO): FAD binding; iron ion binding; xanthine dehydrogenase activity
Source: RefSeq, a predicted model, not a curated record
UAUUUUACAUCGGUCCAGUUCUUGCUGAACCUUCUAAUGAGCAAGACCGAUAAAAUAAAUUUCAAGUGAUAAUGGUAAAAUCAUCAGAUUUUAAAAGUGAUAUGAACUCAGUCUUGGUGUUUUUUGUCAAUGGAAAAAAGAUAGAGGACGACAAUGUAGAUCCUGAAUGCACUCUAUUGCAAUAUCUUAGAAACAAAUUAAGGUUAUGUGGUACCAAAUUGGGAUGUGGAGAAGGAGGAUGUGGGGCUUGCACUGUCAUGGUCUCGAAAUUUGACAGAAACCAGGUUAAAGUAAUUCAUCUACCGGUCAACGCGUGCCUAGCCCCGAUAUGCUCAAUGCACGGUCUAGCAGUAACAACAGUAGAAGGAAUAGGUUCCACGAAAACCAGGUUACAUCCAGUCCAGGAACGAAUCGCAAAAGCUCACGGGUCCCAAUGUGGCUUCUGCACACCAGGAAUUGUUAUGUCUAUGUAUACCCUGUUGAGAAGCUCUCCAAAACCCACCAUGAAGGAAAUGGAGGUAGCUUUCCAAGGCAACCUGUGUCGAUGUACGGGCUAUAGGCCAAUCAUCGAGGGAUUUAGGACAUUCACGGAAGAAUGGGAACGAAUACAAUCUGGAAAUCAGUUGUCCAACGGAGAUUGUGGUAUGGGGGACAAAUGCUGUAAAUUCCAAAACGGCGAGAUUAAGAAAAACGGAACUGAUGAUAGUGAAGAGGAAGAAAAAUUGUUUAAAACUAGCGAAUUUACUCCUUAUCACCCUUCUCAAGAGCCUAUUUUUCCACCAGAGCUAAGGCUAAUAGAGAAGUACGACACACAAAGCUUGGUGUUCAAAAGUAAGGAUAUGACUUGGUACCGCCCCACAAGGCUAAAGGAACUGCUGGAUCUGAAAAAGAAAUACCCAGAUGCUAAGUUAGUCGUGGGCAACACAGAAGUAGGCGUAGAGAUGAAGUUCAAACACAUGACUUACCCCGUCAUAAUUCAGCCGGUUCAAAUACCAGAACUCGUUAGUAUUACCCAGACGCAUUCCGGUGUUAAGAUAGGCGCAUCCGCUACAUUAGCAGACGUAGAGAGAUAUCUCAAGGUUCAAAUUAAAAAUGAGCCCGAACAUAAAACCAGGAUAUUCCAAGCGACAGUGGAAAUGUUAAAUUGGUUUGCUGGACUUCAAAUACGUAGUGUGGGGGCUUUAGGAAGCAACAUUAUGACGGGAAGUCCUAUAUCUGACAUGAUUCCCCUUCUAAUGGCUGCCAAAGCCGAGUUAGAAGUACAAAGCAAAGACCGCGGCAUAAGGAGGAUAACCUUAGAUGGUAAUUUCUUCGUGGGCUAUCGGAAGAGUGUGGUAGAACCAAAUGAAGUUUUGCUCUAUAUUAACAUACCAUUCUCGAAACCAGACCAAUAUUUCCAGGCGUACAAACAAGCUCGAAGGCGAGAGGAUGAUAUAGCAAUAGUUAACACUGCUGUUAAUGUAACAUUUCAACCAAAAUCUCAUAUCAUUGCCGAUAUUAGUCUCGCGUUCGGAGGAAUGUCUUUUAAAACAGUGACAGCUCCAAAAACUGAAGAGAAACUGAGAGGUUUGCCUUGGAAUAAAGAAACUUUAGAAAUUGCGUAUGCUUGCCUAUUAGGGGAUUUACCACUUCAUCCAGGAGCACCUGGAGGUAUGAUCCAAUACAGAAGAUCUUUGACGCUCAGCCUGUUUUUCAAAGCAUUCCUUGCUAUAUCCCAAAGACUCGAAGAAUACGUGACUGAUGUGAAACUGGAUCAGAGAGAUUUAAGCGGCAUCGACGGAUUUCAUUGUAAAGAGCUGAAAAGCUCCCAAUACUUCACGGUAGUGCCAAGUACCCAAAAAAAGACUGAUGGUUUGCAAAGGCCCAUGGUGCACAGAUCUGCCUAUAAACAGGCUACUGGAGAGGCAGUUUACUGCGACGACAUUCCUCGACAAGAAGGCGAACUCUAUUGCGCGUUCGUGCUGAGUACAAAACCUCAUGCAAAUAUAUUAAAAAUUGACGAAUCGGCAGCUUUGGCUAUGGAAGGAGUCCACGGAUUUGUUUAUUCCAAGGAUGUACCCCAUAAUAUGUGGGGUACCGUAGUGCACGAUGAAAAAGUUUUUUACUCAGACAAGGUUACCUCCCAGGGUCAAAUCGUUGCUUUAAUAGUGGCCGACAAUCAAAGUAUCGCACAAAAAGCGGCAAGGAAGGUUAAAAUUCAGUACCAAGAGUUGGAACCUGUCGUGAUUACUAUAGAGGAUGCUCUCGAACAUAAAUCUUUCUUUGGGGACCAUCACAAGGUAUUACAAAGAGGCGAUAUCGAAAAAGUGUUACAGGAGGCACCACACGUCGUUGAAGGGGAAUGCAGAAUUGGAGGGCAAGAGCACUUUUACUUGGAAACACAGGCUUGCCUGGUCGUACCGAAGAAAGAGGAUGACGAAAUGGAAAUUUUUUCAUCUACCCAACACCCAACUGAAAUAUCUAAACUAGUUGCCCAGGUUCUUGGGAUACAACAAAACAAAGUCAUCAGCAAAGUAAAAAGAAUAGGCGGAGGUUUUGGGGGCAAAGAAUCUAAAGCUGCCAUGUUAGCCAUACCGGUUGCAGUAGCUGCCAAAAAAUUCAACCGCCCCAUGAGGUGUAUGUUAGACAGAGAUGAAGAUAUAGUUAUGACCGGGCUACGACACCCUCUUUUGAUGAAGUACAAGGUAGCAUUUGAUGAAAAAGGCAAAAUUUUAGGCUGCGACGUAGAACUAUACUCCAAUUGUGGAUAUUCUCUUGAUUUGUCUAUAGGUGUAAUGGACAGAGUUAUGACACACGUCGAAAAUGCAUACUACAUACCGGUGAUAAGAGCGACGGGAUUUCUCUGUAAAACCAAUCUUCCGUCUAACACUGCAUUUAGAGGGUUUGGGGGACCCCAAGGCAUGUUAUUAACGGAGUGUAUGGCCCAACACAUUGCAGAUUUCUUGGAAAAAGACCCUGCGGAAAUUAGUGAACUGAAUUUGUACAAAGAAGGGGAUAGCACACACUACAACCAAAUAUUAACUAAUUGUACGAUUGACAAAUGCUGGAAAGAGUGUAUUACAUCUUCGGAUUACUAUAACAGAAGGAAUGAAAUAGAAAAAUUUAACAGGGAAAACCGUUAUAAAAAACGGGGUCUUAGCGUCAUACCCACAAAAUACGGCAUCGCUUUUGGCAUUUCGUUUCUAAACCAAGCUGGGGCUCUUGUCCUGGUGUACACCGAUGGGUCUGUGUUAUUAUCCCACGGUGGUAUUGAGAUGGGUCAGGGAAUUUACACGAAGAUGAUCCAAGUGGCAAGCAGAGUACUGGAAAUUCCAGUGGAAAAAAUUCAUACCAGCGAAACUGCUACAGAUAAAGUGCCAAAUACUUCGCCAACCGCCGCUAGUUCUGGGUCAGAUCUGAACGGAAUGGCAGUCAUGGAAGCCUGCAAGGUGAUUAAGGAAAGACUGAGACCUUACAAAGAAGCAGAUCCGAAAGGAACAUGGGAGAGUUGGGUGAACAAAGCAUAUUUCGAUAGGGUAAGCUUGUCGGCCACGGGAUUCUACAAGACUGACGUCGAUUUUGAUUGGAAUACUAAACAAGGCACACUUUUCAACUAUUUCACCUACGGGGUUGCUUGUACUGAGGUAGAAAUUGAUACUCUUACUGGAGACCACCAGGUGUUGAAAACUGACAUUGUUAUGGAUUUAGGUGAGAGUCUAAAUCCUGCUAUCGACAUAGGCCAGAUAGAGGGCGCCUUCAUGCAAGGUUAUGGUCUGUUCGUGCUGGAGGAAAUGGUGUAUUCUCCAGAAGGAACAGUUUUCACCAGAGGUCCUGGCACUUACAAACUACCCGGAUUUGCGGACAUACCUGUAGAAUUUAAUGUUUCCCUUUUAAAAGGAGUAUCCAAUCCUAGAGCUGUGUAUUCAUCUAAGGCUGUUGGGGAACCGCCUUUGUUUCUAGCAAGUUCCGUUCUGUAUGCUAUUAAGGACGCUAUUAAAGCAACGCGUGAAGAAAAUGGGAUUAAAAAGGAAUACUUUAGAUUCGACGCUCCCGCAACUUCGGCUAAUAUCAGGAUGGCAUGUCAAGAUUCGAUAACGUCGAAGAUAAAAGAGCCAGAACGUGGAACCUUUAAACCCUGGAACGUUGUAGUUUAGUUGUAGAGAAUUGGUAUUAAAGAAAUCCAUACUUUACAAGUUUAUUCCCAUACUAUCCACUAACAUUUCGCUAAUAUUUUACAAUGUUCAUCGAAGUCUUUUAAGUCGAUGUCCUUGGUUUUAUUUUGCUGAAUCAGAUAGGUAACUGCAGCUGAAAUAGGUACAAAAAAUGUCAAAUAUAUAUGUAAGUACAUACAAUAAAGUAUUUUUAAUACAAA